This is a messenger RNA of Ilex paraguariensis (yerba mate), 219 nucleotides long. The record is from the annotation of a GenBank genome assembly. NCBI's taxonomy places the organism in Eukaryota, Viridiplantae, Streptophyta, Magnoliopsida, Aquifoliales, Aquifoliaceae.
AUGCCGAACAAAUCUGAGAAGGCUGUUGAAGAAGCUUGGAAGAAUUUUGAGGAUGCUCACAAACUCCUCUAUCAAUCCGAGCAAGAGUUCCACAAAAUGACGUCCAAGCUGAGGUCGGAAAAAGUGAUUACAAUGACCAUGAUGCCCCAAAUUGAAAUAGUGAUGAAGCUUAUAGAGAUGGAGCGGUGUUGUCAAGCUAGCUUGCAGGAGCCAGAAUAG